UUAAAAUAAAAUUCAAAAAUUUUUAAGUCAUUAUACCUACCUCUUGUAACAUCUAUCCUGAGACACACUGUAUAACAAACUCAAAACCUCAUUAUUUUUACUAGUGUAAAACCUUGAUAUAAGUUGCUCUAUUCCGUGUUCAUAGAUAAACUCAGGAUAUUUCCUUACUUUAUCUAGGCUAAACACGCCUAAGGUCGACCGCUGCCAGUAGUCGACCAUCUGCAACUAUAAAUUUAAAAAAUAAAAGAGUAGUAAAAUUUCCUCUUUUAAGACUUGUGUCAAUAAUUAGUUGCCAGUGUCUGUCACCCAAAUUACAAGUAAUUGCGUAAAUAGUGAUGGUAGUACUGCCCUGAUUUGUCAGUUGAGAAGAAUGCAUACUGAGUUGAAGGUUUGAGGUUAUUCAAGUGGUUGGGAUUUAAUUAUUCCGAGCGGUUGGGCUUUGCCGACGUGGUUAACCUUAGUAAUGUGGGGUGCAAGAACUGGUGGUUUACGCGAAUCCGAGUCCAUCCAAUUCGAAAAGGGGCGCCCCAACGUUUUAGAGCCAGAUACAAAAGCAGGCCGAGAAGAAAACGAUAGAGUAACAGAACUAUAUCGAAAAAAAUAUUUAAGUUUACCACCAAAUAGACGAACAAAUUACAUUAAGUACGCCGUAUCAAGCCCAUUUCAAUUCAAUUGGGAUAUCCUUUUAAAUGAAUGGAAUGAAACUACUACAAAUGGAAACAAUUUUUUUGUAUUAAGAGAUAAAACGUUAUUAAAAAUGUUAAAUGAUUCAUUGAAUACCACUAAAAUUCCUGAUGUAGAUUUCGCUCAAUUAUGUCUUGUACCGGUUAAAAUAAUUUUAAAAAAAGGAUGCCCAUCAAGGUAUUCUUUAAUUUGUUUACCUCGCAAUCAAGAUCUACAUAAACCAAAUCAAGAAAUUAAAGAGCCCUUAAAACGGGACGAAAAUCAAAGAAAAAGAAUGAAAUUACGAAAAGAACGUAUCAUUAUGUUGAAAAAAAUGAAAAAACUUAGGAUAAAAGCGAGAAAAAACGGACAAGUUGUAAAACAAGAUGUCGAAGGAAUGUUAAAGCAUAAAGAAUUAAUGGAGAAAUUGUGGAUACCGGAUGUUGUGAAUAUUAGGAAAUCUUGUUCGAGAGAUAUAAUGGGAUUUGUUACAAAGGGUGGAUUUAGUUUUACCGUUGGUAAAACAGUUGGAAUUGGAUAUGUUGUCUUGAAUAGUUUAAAAUCAUUAUUUUCAGUGGAUAAUAAAUUUAAGAAUAAAGUUUUAAUUCGAAAUACUAGUAGUAGGGAAUAUAAAAUAGGACAACUUGAAAUUAUUAUAUAAAAAAUUCUUUAACCCGCCGAGAUGCGCGUAUGUAAUUAUUACUUAAGGGCGCGCACUGGGUAUUUUUUACCUAUUUGAUGUAUAUGGACAAUUAGAGUUAAAUAUACAUAAAUAAAUUGUCA
Molecule: messenger RNA, 1446 nt
Organism: Onthophagus taurus
Lineage: Eukaryota; Metazoa; Arthropoda; Insecta; Coleoptera; Scarabaeidae
Source: RefSeq, a predicted model, not a curated record